Molecule: messenger RNA, 1461 nt
Organism: Penicillium manginii
Lineage: Eukaryota; Fungi; Ascomycota; Eurotiomycetes; Eurotiales; Aspergillaceae
Exons: 1
Coding region: 1-1461 (486 amino acids)
Biological process (GO): regulation of transcription by RNA polymerase II
Cellular component (GO): nucleus
Molecular function (GO): RNA polymerase II cis-regulatory region sequence-specific DNA binding; DNA-binding transcription activator activity, RNA polymerase II-specific
Source: RefSeq, a predicted model, not a curated record
AUGCUUCGACAUAUCAAUGAACACCCGGUGACCUACCUCAAUAAGGGCCAAACCUACAGCCUCAAGGUGGCGGAUUCUAAGCCACCCAUUAGGGAUAUCGCGUUGGUUCAAUACAGAACGUUCGUGCGAGUCUCUUUUGAAGAACAAGAUCAGCGGUCAGACCCAGUUGCAUCUUGGCAACUGUGGAAAGAUGGUAGAGGCCGCAAUGAAGCAAAUAAGCGCCGAAGUGAGCUCUUGGCCGUCGAAUAUAUUGAUCCUCUUCAGGACAGUGCUGGGUGUAAGGGGCAUCACCAGAUUUGGCUCGAAAAGACCUAUGUUGAUGGUUUUUGUGUCACCUGGACAGCUGAUCCAAUGAGAAAAGUCUCCGAAUGCCUCAUCCCGCUAAGGUUCAAUUUCUUGUCAACUGACUUCAGUCGCUCAAAAGGGGUUAAAGGAGUACCAGUCAGGCUAUGUACGAAAACGGAACUCCUUCGACCAGAAGGCGUGAAAAGAACCACGGAGCAUGACUCAGAAAUGUGCUAUUGUGCGAUAAAGCUUUUCCGGGACCACGGUGCUGAGCGAAAACUAUCGAACGACGUGGCACACAUCAAGAAAAAAAUCGAAAAGCUCAAUCAACAGAUCACCGACAGAGAACUAGGCUCGGACUUUGUCAGAUCAAUUCACGACAACAAUUCGAGGAACCGUGGGCAAUUUAAUCAUUGGCCUCGGAAGGGCAAGUCGUCGAUGAAACCGUGGAAACCCCCGACGACCGAAAACCUUCGUUUCGAAUUGGCUCUAACACAUAAAUUAUUUUCAUCGGCUCGUCAAGUGAGUGUUCUAGGAUUUUGUGGCGCCGAGCAAGAUGAUCCGGAUUUACAUCCUGUCACUUUACCACGUGGAACAGAUGAUCUGAUCAAAAAUGAAUGCAUGGACAAUCAACAUAUGGAGGACGCAACCAUGGCUCCAAUUCGAUAUUCGACAGAGCUGAAUGUGCGAUCUUAUCGUCAUCAAAGCCCUAUCAAUAUACAACAUCCGCUUGAAUUUCCAGGUAUCCCUGCUGGAGAUAUGCAGAACUCUGUAUCUCCUGCAACGUUGUCAUCUACAGCUGGUUCGUACUGCUACUUCAGAAUAUAUUUCGUCGCCUCUUACUUACCAUACCUCGUCACAGUCGCAUGCUUUUAUGUCCAGAUCAAUCAGAAUGGAAAGCUGGCCCCGAGCUACCAUCAUGCAAUUUACUUAGCGGAACGAACAUCUCUCGAUCUCAAAGAAAAGCUUUGUGAAAAGAUGUUGGUCGACCCAAGACUUAUCGCUCGUAUCCUAUGGGGAAAUAGCAACGGCUUAGAAGUCAUGGUCGAUGAUGAUAUGGUCCAGCAUAUUCCAGAGGAGCAAAUUAUGACCGCGGACAUCUCUGAAGUUUCUUGUAUAGAAGUGGCUUCUGCGGGCUUGAAGCCGUCUGUGGCGGAAAUAAAGCUCGUUUUCUAA